Molecule: messenger RNA, 467 nt
Organism: Galleria mellonella (greater wax moth)
Lineage: Eukaryota; Metazoa; Arthropoda; Insecta; Lepidoptera; Pyralidae
Product: U6 snRNA-associated Sm-like protein LSm5
Exons: 1
Coding region: 148-438 (96 amino acids)
Biological process (GO): mRNA splicing, via spliceosome
Cellular component (GO): Lsm1-7-Pat1 complex; U6 snRNP; U4/U6 x U5 tri-snRNP complex
Molecular function (GO): RNA binding
Source: RefSeq, a predicted model, not a curated record
CAAUCAUCUGUCAUUCAACCGUCAACAAUAUGAAUAACACAAUACGUUUAUAAAUCUAUCAAUUUCAGAAGUCUAACAAGUAAAUACGGGAUAUUUUGAUAAAUUAUUGAUUUUUAAGUGAUAUUACUCGUCUUGUACAAUAUUAAAAUGACUCAAUCUUCAUUACCUAAUCCAAACACAUUACUACCACUAGAACUGGUUGAUAAAUGUAUCGGCUCACGAAUUCAUAUUAUCAUGAAAAAUGAUAAAGAAAUUGUGGGAACGCUUCAAGGAUUCGACGAUUUCGUCAAUAUGUUAUUAGACGAUGUUACUGAAUACGAAUCAACACCUGAAGGACGGAAAAUUACGAAACUGGACCAAAUUUUAUUGAAUGGAAACAAUAUUGCUAUGUUAGUACCAGGUGGAGAAAUGCCGGGUGAAUCUUACGAUGGACAGUGAUUACUUAUAAAUAAAAUAUUUUCUUAUUA